GCAGCAACGACGCGAGGCGGGGAGCGCCCCUCCCACCCGACAUGCAGCGGGCGGCGUCAGAGAUCUACAGGGCCAUGAGGGCCGAGGGCAGCAGCGGCGCUCGCGACUGGCUGGGCGCGAGGACGCGCCAGAACGACGACGAGCUGAUGCGGGCCCUAGGCACGGACGAUAUGCUCGAGCUGUCCCCGCGGAGGAUCGCGCCCUUCGUAAAUGGGGGCGGCUCACAUGCUCGGGUCGCCCCGUCUGGCGGCCAGACCGACGUCGCUCCCACCUGGCUCGUGCAGUCGGCGACCAGCCACAGCAAGCUGGAACGUCAACGACGGGAGCGAGCCGAGGCGGAGCUUCGCCACCGUCGCAAGACCCAUAGCAAGGGCAAGCACAAGGACGGGAGGAUGAACAAGAAGGGCAAAGGCAUGGGUGCCAACAUCGCAGCCAGGCAGGGAGGCGCUGCGCUGAAGGAGCUGCUGGGGCUUGUGGAGAUCUCCGGGAAGUUCUCGCCCAUCAG
Prorocentrum cordatum is the source of this 505-nucleotide messenger RNA. Lineage: Eukaryota; Dinophyceae; Prorocentrales; Prorocentraceae. The record is from the annotation of a GenBank genome assembly.